AUAUCAUGUAACACAAUGAUUCAUGACUAGAGCUGUAGCCAUAACGCUUGUAUAUCACGUUCUCAUACUCUUUCAUUAUCUUAUUAUUAACUCAACGGAUAUGUCGGAAAGUGACUUCACCAUAUCGAGCAACCUGAUCUUGGCAUUGACGCGACAGCGCGCUUUGAACGAUUUCAUGGCUUCACCUCAACCACGUUCACUCCUGUCUGCAUCGUUGGCCUCGGCAUCGUCUCUGGUUCUUCUUCAGCUAUUCUCCCGUGUCUUCACAUUCGUUCUCAACCAGGCUCUCGUUCGACUCGUCUCACCACAAAUACUCGGAACAGCCGCGAUCCAGUUUGAGCUCUUGCUCUCGACCAUUCUAUUUCUUUCUCGUGAGGGCGUUCGCAAUGCACUCCUACGUAGCUCUACAAACCAGCAGGAUACGUCUACGUCACAAAAAGACGUAGGAAAGGAUAUCCUAGUAUCGAAUAUAUCGCUUCUACCUGUUCUGCUAGGUAUCCCGAUCACAGUUGCCAGUGCAUCAUUAUACCUCAAUACGAGCUCUUCAUCCACUUCAUCUCAACCUCACUUCCGACUAAGCGUUGUGAUAUACGCGCUCGCAGCUUUCUUUGAAUUGUUAUCCGAGCCGCUUUACAUUCGGGCCCAGAAUGAGCUACGCUUCGAUAUCCGAGUCCGCGCUGAAGGGACAGCAGUUGCUCUGAAGACGUUUACUGCUUUCAUCAUGUUGGUGACAUUAUCAUCGGACUGGGCACUUGUGGCUUUUGCAGUGGGCCAGGCCGUCUACGGCCUCGCGUUACUGCUGUCGUUCUUACGUGUGUAUGGACGCACUGCACGCUUUUGGCCAAAGAAGGCUCAGAUUACAGUGCAUGAUAAUACCAAGACGCAGUACUUUGACGAUGAACUUCUGCAUCUCUCCGCUGCUAUGACCGGCCAAUCUGUCGUAAAGCAUUUCCUAACGGAAGGAGAUAAAUUUCUGGUCUCGAGACUUAGUCCGCUUGCAGAUCAGGGCGGAUAUGCGAUCGCCUCAAACUAUGGAUCACUCGUUGCCCGAAUUGUCUUUCAACCUAUUGAAGAGACAUCUCGUGUGUUUUUCUCGAAGACACUCUCAGUCUCUUCCACCCCUCCUCCUGAAGCUUUCCAGAUGGCCUCUAACAUCCUUCUUACGCUUCUCCUGCUAUUCACGCACCUUUUGCUCUUGCUUGUCACUUUCGCGCCACCGUACUUGCGUCUUGCAGUCUCCAUGCUUCUUCCUCCUCGGUACCUCACCACGUCGGCUCCAAAAAUCCUGCAGACAUAUGUCUACUACAUCCCAAUGAUGGCUUUCAACGGUAUCCUCGAAGCAUUCUUUGCGUCCACAGCCACGUCUGCCGAUCUACGUGCUCAGAGCAGAUGGAUGUUAGUCUUCUCCAUAGGAUUUGUUAUAGCUGCCGUCGUACUCUCGCAAUUCCUGGAGCUUGGCGAUGCGGGUCUCGUUUGGGCCAAUAUCGCGAACUUGACCUUGCGAGCCAUUUACGCCUGGACGUUUGUCAAGAGGUUCUUCUUACAGAGGGAAGCCGGACAGAUUGUAUCGUGGACAAAGGCCGUUCCGCCUCUACCUGUCCUGGUUUCUUUCGUGCUCAGUGCGAUUACAACCCGAUGGAGCGAGUCAAUGUACCAUAAUUAUCCUUUGAGCAUUCGCGGCCAGAUAAACCACAUUGCUGUUGGCGUUGCAUGUUUGGCCGGUUGUCUAACGGCCUGGUACGUCUAGUAUAUCUCACGUAUGAAUGAAGCUGAGACUCACUCGACUGUUUGAUUCAGCUUCAUCUUCGAGAGGAAACAUAUGCAGCAGGUCUUCUCAGUACUUCGCAAAGCAUGAUCGAUGAUCACCGAUGCCUGGGUAGUUCCUCUAUCCGAUCUUGCAGCACUGGAAGUUUCCAGUAUAUUCUACAAUACGGCUGAAUGUCUUGAAGAUAAUUUGUGGCGUCCCUUGGUGUCUUAAGACGGUAUCCGACGGGCUUUCUACUGUGUAAAGAGUUCAAUUGGGCGCUACGCAGCUGUCUCUGUAAGUCGCUGUACGUUUAUCUCUAACAAUCUCGCUAUAUGCGUGAAAUGUUUCUUAUGAAAUGCGUCCAGAUCCUUUCCAUUUGAAGCUGAUUCUGACUCAAUACCUCUGAUGUUGCCGCCAAGAUGCACACAAAAGUACUUCAGUAACUCUACCUUUGAAUCCGCGCCGUUACGCUUGCUCGUUGAUCGCUAUCAUACUCCUGUUUUCUUCUUCUUCUGACGUCGUCGUCUCCCCCAACGACGUGCAGGAGGCACUAUCACAAGAGUGAGAGAGAACAAAAUUUGUUCGAGCAAAUAGCAUAAAGAACAUGACGUCAAGCUGUAUGUCCGAUAUCGAUAAAUAGUAGACCCUGAAAACUGAGGACAUGGAGCUACGAAAAGCGAUCAAAGCAAAGGAACAACGAUAGAGCAAAAAGCAAAGGCAAGGAAAAAAGACGAACAUAUAUCGAAAGUGUGGCGGUGUGGUACAGGUGAGCAUCAUUCAAUGCUCCGCCUGUUGUCCUCGUACGUCUGCCAAUGCUACAAGCAUUUGUCGCAGAACAUGCUCGAGAGCAUGAACAUCUGCUUCAGAUAGAUGACUGCAGAUGCAACGCUUCCCAGGUCGUGAAGCAUUGACUAAGGGUUCGCAAUCAUCCAGCGGUACUGAUGCAGGGUUUCGGCAAUUAUUCUCCAACACCAUCGUGGCAAACGAUGGAAUGCCAGACGUCCUUGCCGGUAUGCCAGAUGAUACGAGAUGGGAAGUGAAUUCAGGUACAUAUAUGGUCUGGCAAUAUCCAGGAACGGAGUGGCAAUGCGUCCCGAUUUGACUAUACACCGGAGGUGCUGUAGCAAUCGUUCAAUGUAGCACGAUACCUUGUCAAGGGAGAAACUCACGAAGUCGGAUAUUGUGGUUGUCAUAUAAUUGUUUUCUUCCCUUGCGGUAUUCCUCCAUUCCAUUCCCUGUUGAAAGACGUGGUAUAAUUGAUGGUACAUCUUGUCGAUAAGAAUGAAAUCGCCAUAUCGUACACGACAAAUAUUACUUUACCUGCAUCACCUUCUCUUUC
This is a messenger RNA of Somion occarium, 3086 nucleotides long. Lineage: Eukaryota; Fungi; Basidiomycota; Agaricomycetes; Polyporales; Cerrenaceae. The record is from the annotation of a GenBank genome assembly.